AUGGCCGAAGCAGACCUCUCGAUUGAAUCACGUAUUCAAUCGGCCCUUCUUGACCUAGAGGACCAAAAUAAGACUAAUAUUAAGGGCUACGCGCGUGCUCAUAACCUACCGUAUCAACGGCUUCUUGCGCGUUACAACGGCCGCAAAUCGCGCUAUGAGCGUAAGCCAGCAGGUCGCAAGCUUGAUGAAGCACAAGAAUCUGCUCUGUGCAGAUAUCUUGAUUACCUUGGUUCGAUCUAUCUACACCCUAAAUGCGCUGAAAUCGCUGCUGCGGCCAAUUCGAUUCUUGCUCAUUGUCACACCGACCCUACGCAACCCCCACCUACAAUCGGCCAAAAUUGGCUACCUCGCUUCCUUACGCGUCACCCUGAAUAUCGCGUACGCCGCCUAAGGGUCCUCGAUAUCGAGAGGAAGAAGUGUCUCGAUCGGCAGAUCGCUACAGAGUGGUUUGAAUCGUAUAAAGCUACGAUUGCCCGCUAUGGUAUCGUAGCCGAUGAUAUUUAG
Penicillium subrubescens is the source of this 504-nucleotide messenger RNA. RefSeq names its product DNA-binding domain-containing protein. The transcript has a single exon. Bases 1 to 504 code for a protein of 167 amino acids. The record is from RefSeq and is a predicted model, not a curated record. Lineage: Eukaryota; Fungi; Ascomycota; Eurotiomycetes; Eurotiales; Aspergillaceae.